AUGGCGCCUUACACUGCGGACAAGUAUGGCCCCAAGACACCCAAGAUAUUCGGCCACAAACCUACCAUGGACGCAUUUGACUCCAUCGUCCUGAUCAAAGUCGGGCCCGGAAAGCAAGUUUUCCAUAUCCACAAAAAGCUACUGUGCGACAACUCCACGUACUUCCAUGCCGCAAUCAACGGAAGCUUCAAAGAAGCCAAAGAUCAGUCAAUCGAGAUGCCCGAGGACGAUCCUGGAGUAUUUCGCCACUUUCAAUACUGGACCUACACCGGGAACAUUGUGCCGGAGGCUCAGGGAGCUCAGGAAGCCAAGACUAUUCAAUGGAACAUUCUGACCAGCCUCUACGCCUUCGCAGAAGCACGAGAUAUUCCUCUACUUCAGAAUGCCACCAUUGAUCUUGCAAUUCUCAGACUCCAAGCUGAACACCGCAUGCCUGUGGAAUUGUUACUCGACAUCUAUGAGAACACCUCGGAGAACUCGCGUUUGCGAAUUUUAUUUGUUGAUUUUGCUGCACACAGGGGGACCAUAAGGAAAGGCUGGUUCGGAGGUCGAUGCCCUAUCGAGUUCUUGAUUGAUUUGGCUGUCGCCCAACAUGCUAGGACCAGCGGCAGCGUCUCCGAUAUUGCAAAUUUCUGGAAAAGCCGUGCCAACUAUCAUGUUGAGGUUCCUGUGGCUUUAUCAAACAAGGACAAGAGCGAGCAAGAUUAG
Molecule: messenger RNA, 708 nt
Organism: Letharia columbiana
Lineage: Eukaryota; Fungi; Ascomycota; Lecanoromycetes; Lecanorales; Parmeliaceae
Exons: 2
Coding region: 1-708 (235 amino acids)
Molecular function (GO): protein binding
Source: RefSeq, a predicted model, not a curated record